GCCGAUCUAUGCACACAGAGAGAGAGAGAGAGAGAGAGAGAGAGCGAGCUGCCAUGAAGAACCUUUCCUUUCCACCUCCCUCCCCAUGGCUUUACUCCUCCAAACUGGUCCCUACCUAAUUUCUCCUUUACAUUCUUCCUUUCCUUUCCACUGCCUUCCCCUCUCUAACCUCUUUCUUCUUUCUACUAAGUACUACCAUCACACACUCUCUCUCUCUCUCUCUCUCUCUCUCUCUCUCUCAGCAUAUGGCAUUGCCGUUAACGGACUUCAAUCAUCCACAAUAAUGGCAAGCUUCCGACCAUUCUUCAACAACUUCAUCUCUCUCCUCCUCCUCCUCCUCGUUCACCUCGGUUGCUUCUUCAUCACGUCCAGUCCCCUCCACCACCACUCAAGGAAACAAAAGGACGACGCAUCUCUCCUCCCUCACUCCUCUCCAUCUCUCAAGCGCAAGACCACCAAAGCUCUCUCCUCCUCUUGGUCCUUCCUCAAACGCAUCAUCGUCUUCACCCACAAGCCCACCGCUACCCGAACCCACCCGAACCCGGAUUCCUCCACCGCCACCACUACUCCACCUCCGUCCUCUUCCCUCGUCUGUCUUUUGUCACCCGACUCUCUCGACUCGGAUCCUCCACUUAAGCGGCCGUUGACCGCGUCCCGACCUGAAUCCGACAUCUCAUCCCACCAACAAUUCUACCCGCUCCGGAACGACAUCUACCCAUGCCCGGCCUGUGGCGAGAUUUUCCUCAAACCCAACCUCCUCGAACACCACCAAACAGUUAAACACGCUGUUUCGGAGCUCCACGACUCGGAUUCGGGUAAGAACAUCGUCCAGAUCAUAUUCAACACGGGCUGGCCCGGUAAGAUCAAAACCCCGAACGUUUUCAGGGUCUUGAAGAUCCACAACAGCCCGAAAAUACUGACCCGGUUCGAGGAGUACAGGGAGAGCGUCAAACUGAAGGCCGCUGUCAGGAGACGCGAUGAGCGGUGCGUGGCCGACGGCAACGAGCUCCUGCGGUUUCAUUGCGCCACGUUCCUGUGCGACCUGGGGCGGAACGGCAGUUCCAGCGUGUGCGGCCAGCAGUACUGCAGCGUGUGCGGGAUCAUAAAGUCGGGGUUCUCGCACAAGGUGGACGGGAUCGCCACGAUGUCCACCAGCUGGAGGGCGCACGCAGCGAUCCCGGAGGAGAUCGAGGAGGAGUUCGGGUUCAUGCACGUGAAGCGGGCGAUGCUCGUGUGCCGGGUGGUCGCCGGCCGGGUCGGGUGCGACGGCGGGUACGUGGAUAAAGAGGACUCCGGGUUCGACUCGGUGGUGGUGGGGAAGGGGCCUGGGACAGAACGCGGCAUCGUGGUCAGAUUGGACGAGGAGGAUGAGCUGUUGGUGUUUAAUCCGAGGGCUGUGCUGCCUUGCUUUGUGAUUGUGUACACGGUUUGAUUGUGAUCGAUCGGUGUGCGGUGUGGCCUAGUAUUAGACAGGUAAAGAAAGGUGUUUCUGGAAGAAUAGCUGGGAAGAUUUGUUUUGUUUUAUGGUGGGGUUUCUCUGUUUGUGCUUUGGAAGGAGGUGCAGUCUUGUUUUGUAAAGCUACUAGUUUUGUUUUUGUUUUCGGUUUGUAUUUUACCUUUAUAUAUUACAUUAUUACUCCUAUGAUGGGAAAAUCUUUAUUUA
Molecule: messenger RNA, 1663 nt
Organism: Rhododendron vialii
Lineage: Eukaryota; Viridiplantae; Streptophyta; Magnoliopsida; Ericales; Ericaceae
Exons: 1
Coding region: 86-1432 (448 amino acids)
Source: RefSeq, a predicted model, not a curated record